GUCCGUCCGUCUGUCUGUCAUCGCGAGGAUGAGGAUGAUGCCGUUCAGCAGACGCAGGACUCACGAGCACGCUUGUGCCAGCUAAACGUCGGAUCACUUUUAAUCGAGCGUGGCAUUGUGGGAUACAGGCAGCGAUUGUACGCUGGCCAAGAUAACGGAGGAUUGAAAUCUCGUCCUUCUCGCGAAACCUCUUUGAUCUUUUUUAAAGAUGUCGUCAUCCUAUAUGUUGACGGGUCGGUUCUUUGAAGGGCAGAGAUGUGGAGGUGAAGGAGCACGUUCAUUCUCUUCAUUAUAACGCCUCGUCUGUUGGAUACUAAUAUAAGCCGCGCUAAUGGAAAAUACGGGGUCACAGGUGGUCUCGCUGGAGCGGCAGGUGGAGAGUGUGGAGAGGAGUAUUGUGUUCCUUAGACAGGAGCAGCUGUCUCUGCUGCAUGGACUACAUCUGGAGAUCCUGUCCCUCCAGAAACGCUGUACAGAACUUACACAGGAACUCAACAUGAAGCCCCCAGGCAGGAGUGAAGCAGAGGUGAAAGAGGAAGAGGAGCAGCUGGAAGCUCGUUGUGGGGAGGUGGAGGAGCAUCUGCAGGAGCAACAACAGAUCCAGAGUGAUCUGCGAUGGGAGCUGAGUCAGAAGUCGGUCCUGGUGGGUGCUCUCCGCGCCAGUCUGAAGGAAAAGGAGCGCCAUUUCCUGGAGGAAUUAAAACACCGCAGCCACAGGACCACUGCGCUCAACACCGAGCUGCAGAAGCAGACGGAGGCGGCUGCGUACCUGUCCUUCCAGCUGCAUUCAGCCAAGCAGAAACUCCAGGAGCAGAAGCUGCAGCAACACAGGAGGCUGGCCCAGCCCUGUGCGGACAAGCCUCCCAUCCACCCUUCGCCUCAGGCCAGUGCCAGCAGCCCAACCACCAUCAAACCUAAACGAAGGAGCUCGAGCCGGCUCUCCUCGAAUCUCUGCACCGAACGCGCCAGGGAGUGUGUGCCACGCGAGAGGGUGACAGGCCCCGAGGAGCCGAUGGCCAUGCCUGACCCCGCCCUCUUCCUCUACCCCUACAGACACAGAUCCCGGCUCCGCCCACCACACAGACACGCCCUGCAAGAAGCAGAGGGGGAGGAGUCAGAGGAGCUCGAUCAGGGAGCUUCAGUAAGCAAACUGGCAACAACAGUAGCUAAAGCCACUGCGACUACUGCAUCCACCACAGAGAACAACGCUAAAUGAGUGUUUCUUUUACAGUUCGACCUGCUUGUUUUUAUGAUAUCUAAACCUAGAUCUAGCCCCUUGGGAGAACCUUUCCAUUAUGACAGUGACAGAAAUGUUUAUAUUUGCAAUACGGUUAGCUUUUUUUACAGUUUGCACAUGCAGUGAUUAUUAGACCGAGGAGAGAUUUUUGCUUACGUUCUUGUUGAACCAAAAUCGACUCGUGAUUAUGUUGCUGUAAGGCAUUUUUGUAAUCAAAAAUGACCCUGAGGGCCUCACUACACGAACAUGAAGUGCUUCAUAAGGCCUGUUUUAUGCAUCCUGCAUCUGCAGUGUGUAGUUUUUUCACUGGCUAUAUUAACAGGUUAUAGCAUUUACACUGACAUUUGUGCUGUCCUUACAUUAACUGCUGUUCUUUUCAUAUUAUACUACGUCUGUCGUCGCUGAUUAAGUUGCAGACAGGUAUAGAUAGGUAGAUAUUUAAUGUAGCAAUGAAAUGAAAGCAGCAACUGAUAUUUUCUUCUGUAUUGUGAUGUACCCCCAUGCAAGUGUAACAGCUUAUCGAAAUAGAAUGAAAUGCAGAGCGGGGACUUGGUUCUAGCCAUCGGCUGUUGAUGGGAUUUUGGGAUGUGACCAUUGCGCUCAAAAUAAAUGCUAACUUGCAGUCAGUCUUGGAGGGGUGGAAUUUAAGUGGACUAAAUGAUUGGUGAAAUCCUGUAUUAGUCACCAGAGAGAAGCCUGUCGUUUUCACUGGAAGAAAAUGGCACAAUUAAAAAAAAAUCGCGUUUUUUUACCAAAAAACAGGAUGAAUUUUCAUAUCAUACUGAAUUUAACGUAUACUUAUUCUUCUUAAUAUCUCUUGGAUAUCUGUGCACCUAUUCACAGUUGGCAGGUUUAGGUGUGUGGGGUAGGUGUGUGUUAUAUGUAGGCCUAUGCCAAAAUGCGUAUUAUAUGCAUGCCAACAAAGUGCGUAUCAUGUGCACGCAAAAACUGUGAAUUAUAUGCACGUCAAACACGUGCGUUUCAUAUGCACGCCAAAGUCAGUUUCUGUGAAUAAAUAGCACGUAAAAUAAAAAAAAUUGUGCUAUUGAUAGGCAUUUUCAGUGCAAUAUCGCGUAUUCUUUGCCUUUUCUCUUUAUUCUGCUCUCGCAAUAACAACUGAGCUAUUUUAUUAAUUAGUAUCAAUCAAUAUCACAUUAUCUAUCAAAGUAUUUGACCGUCUUAUACAGAAAUCUCUAAGUUUUCUUCUUAAAGAGAGCGCUGUAAACGUUUACAUUGACUUAAUUUCAGCUUCCGUUAAUCGUGGAUUGUGAAGAAAGGAAAUGCAAGAAAGGCUAGAAUGCAUGUUGAAUGAUCCCGACGUUUUAAAUUCGGUAAAUGACAGAGAUGUUUUAGUUAGUAAUAAAGUGCAGAUUUGCAUUUUGCGUGUAUAAGUACGAUCGGAACCCUGAUCACACCAUGCAUUUGAAAGUAAAUGCAGUUCAGUUAAGAACCGAAUAUGAACCACAUUCAUGCCAGAUCCCACAGCACAAAACACGUUUAAAAUGCAGGAUCAAUCUAUUUAUUUAUUUAUUAGCAUUAUAGUCAUUGAUUAUUUUUUUUUAAGCCUAUAAAAGAUGUCUGUCAUUGUGUAUGUUCAGUAAAUCUGAAUCAGAAAUUCUAAAUUUCAAAGGUGUUUGGCUUUCAUGCAAAUUGCCAUUUGGAUGCAAAUGCAGUCACCUCUUCAUUUAAAGUAAUAAUUCCUAAUUGCACACUUCCAAUAACCAUUUUAAACAUUUUAGCCUUUAUUAAAAAGAAAAUGCAAUGUAAUAACCCAGAAAUCACUUUAUUUAGAGCCGCCGAAGCACUGUCAGUGUGAAAGCGUGACCCUGCUGUUUACUUGCUGCAUACGCAGGAUGUGCGAAACAGGCUGAAGUCAGUGUCCUUGUGAACUUGUUACUGCUGAGUCUUUGUUCAGCUGGGGUUUUUUUCAUCCUUAUGCCCUUGUUGUGGAAUAGCUCAUCUCAGAUAUUUCUGAAUGAUCAGGUUGUCUGUCUGGUGUCACCACAAGUGCACUCUCUCAACCCUUCAGAUGCGAUGGGGAUUUUAUCCCCUAAAUACUGCUUCAGUCAGACAGAUAAAUCCUGUGUGAAUGAGAUCUAUACAGCCUGAAUCAUUUGCUUAAGUGCUUCUGGUAUAUAGUGUGUUUAUAUGUGGGCUUGUUGAUUAGAAGAGAGUGCGGGCUCUAGGGUCAACGCACCAUUGUUCUGCCAUCAUUAAAUGAGCCAGUGAUGCCCAAAGGACUGAUUAGCUUAUGCUGCUUUUGCUGUAAUGUUUUAGUCUGAUGUUGCAGAUAACAUGUUUGCAUUUGUGUCAUUAGAAUCACAAUGCUGUUUGUUUUAUAAUUCUAUGUGGGCAGGUAUAUGUGCAUAUACCAGGAGGUUUAAUGAUUAAUAGCAAUGUGAUACAUAUUGCAAACAUAUUAAGUGUUUGUAUAGCGAAAGCUUGUAAAUUCAUAAUAUGCAAGAUUAGAUGUGGUGUAGUAUAAACUGAGGCAUAACUCCUGCUCUUAGAUGUAUAACUAAGAGAGGGUCAGUCCAUGGAAAUGGACUGGAUGAGAGUGACAGGCAACUUUCUUGACAACUAACAGACACUAAUAAGUUUAAAGGAAUAGUUCUCUCAAAAAUGAAAAUUUGCUGAUAUUGUUCCCACCCUC
Molecule: messenger RNA, 3890 nt
Organism: Sinocyclocheilus grahami
Lineage: Eukaryota; Metazoa; Chordata; Actinopteri; Cypriniformes; Cyprinidae
Gene: ccdc92ba
Product: coiled-coil domain containing 92Ba
Exons: 4
Coding region: 332-1216 (294 amino acids)
Source: RefSeq, a predicted model, not a curated record